Molecule: messenger RNA, 2409 nt
Organism: Ceutorhynchus assimilis (cabbage seed weevil)
Lineage: Eukaryota; Metazoa; Arthropoda; Insecta; Coleoptera; Curculionidae
Source: the annotation of a GenBank genome assembly
AUGUCAAAAUAUGUUAUUUAAAAAUUAAAAUCCAUUUAUAUUUAUUUAAAUUUUGAAAACAUUUUGUAGUUAAUAUACUAGAUAAUUAAUUAUUGUUGAAUGUUGAUGAGCUGAAAGGGCCCCACCUAAAAUUACAAAUCAAAGUAAAUAGUUCCAAAGUACCUAUACGAACAUUUUAUAGUUCUCCAGCAAGUAGGUACUUGAUGAAUUAAAAUGAGUGCAAAGAAGUUUGAAGACUUGUUAGAGCCUCGCAGGCGAGAGUUAAGCAAUUAUUUCUACAUAAAUCGCGCCCUAAAUCCACAAGUAGCUGUUCAAAUAAGUCCCAGGCCUUCGCCCCAAUCCCAUCAAGAGGCUGUGCUGAAUAGUAAGAAGAUAUCUGAACUUGUUACAGAGAUAAGCCAAAAGCAGAAUGUUAAAAGAGAGGAAAUUGUAAAACAAUUGAGACUGAUUCUAGAAGAAAUUGGAUACAAAAAGAAUCUUCAAGUUAUUAGAUAUUUGGGUUACUUGUUAACCAAGAUAUUUUUAAAAGUUUCUACAGGAGUUUAUGUGAAUCAUCAAGGGAUAAGUCAAAUUAAAUCCCAAAUGGGCAAAUGCCCUGUGGUAUUCGUUCCCACUCACCGCAGCUAUGCAGAUUUCAUCGUUUUUUCCUACGUUAUGUUUGCCUAUGACAUUGAAAUACCCGCAAUCGCUGCAGGAAUGGAUUUUCAAGGCAUGAUGGGUAUGGGUGAAAUGCUCCGGAACACUGGAGCUUUUUUCAUGAGACGCUCAUAUAACGACGACAGUCUCUAUUGGUCAGCUUUCAAGGAAUACGUUAACCAACUGGUCAGCAAGGGGGAUCUGCCUUUGGAAUUUUUUAUUGAGGGUACCAGGAGCCGGAGCAAUAAGAGUAUUGUACCGAAAUAUGGGCUAUUCAAUAUGAUUCUGAAAUCAUUCUUCCUAUCCCAAGUUCCUGACAUUCUCUUCGUGCCUGUCAACGUAAGCUAUGACAGAAUUUUAGAAGAAAGCCUUUUUGCCUUUGAGCUACUUGGAAUACCGAAACCCAAAGAAAGUACAUCUGGCUUCUUCAAAUCACUAACCAUCCUCAAAGAGAGUUUUGGUAAUAUUUACUUCAAUUUUGGCGAGCCAAUAUCAACGAGAUCGUUUUUCCAACACAAAUCCCAGCAUAGUUUUGGGUCGAUUCAUUUACACGAAACAAGUGAAGAAGAGAAAAAAUUAAUUCCGCCUUUGGCUUAUGAAAUUAUCCGUCGACAACAACUAUGCACCGUUGUCACUUACACAAACCUUAUUUCCCUUAUUUUGAGCAAGAAUUUAACUAGAGGCCAACAGUAUACUGGAUUUGAACAGCUCGGGGUUGAAAUAGGAAUGUGGAAGCAAAUUUUGCAAAGUUGGGGCGCAACUAUAUUUGAAAAAGAUGUUGGUGAAGCUAUAAGAGAGUGUUUGAAGGUGCAACAGAAAUUAUUGCAUUGUGACGAAAAUGGAAAUAUUGGUUUAGUGACUAAUAAAAUUUCAGUGGGCAAACUUAAUCCUAGUAAAUUAAAAGCCCAUGUACUGUCUGAGGAUACCAUAAGCUAUUCAGUGCCAUUUAUAAUGUUACAGUUGUAUGCUAAUCCGAUUUUGCAUUAUUUUGUUGAUGCAGCUUUGAUUGUGAUUGUAUUGAGAAGUUUUGGGAAAAUGAUUAAAGAUGAGCUAUUCAAGCAUUACUGCACUCUUCGAGCCAUUUUUUCCUAUGAAUUUGUCUUGUUGGAAAGUUGGUUCAAAAUGCGUUUUGAAGAUGCUUUACUGAAACUGAAGCAGGAAAAAAUAAUUUCCCUUCAUCAAAACGGACUAUAUUAUGAUGUAUUUGAAAAUAAGUAUUUUGAAGAAGUAUUAAUCAGUAGCGUGCAACCGUUUCUUUUGAGUUAUUAUGUUGUUACAGUGGUCUUGGAGACUGUUUCUGAAAUGGUUGAUGAAAAAACCAUAUUAGUUAACGUACAAAGUGUAUUAGAAAAUGCCUUAAGGGAAAACAAAAUAUUUAUUCACCCUUAUUGCUUGACUUUAGAUACUUUGGGAAAUUGUCUUAUGAGUUUAGCCAAAAAUAAUAUUGUAAAGAAAACUAGAAGGAAUAAUAUUAAUGUUUAUGACGUUAACAGAGAAGCUGUUAGGAAGCUUAAAGCUAAUUUAGAAAUAUACAUUCCUGCUUUUCACGUUAUAAAGAGUUUUGAUAUGUUUUUACAUUUGAAAAGUAAGAUUUAAGUGAUUUGCUCAUUUUGUUUUAUUUGUGUUUGUUAUUUUUUCAAAUUUGUUGUUUGUCAUUAUUUUAACAUUUUAUAAAACUUUUUUGUUUGAUUAAAUUUUUAAACUGUUUUAUGUGUAGAAAAUUUGUUCCAUAAAAUAUUCCUAAAAGACUGAAUAAAUGGUAUUGUUAUUUUA